Spirodela intermedia is the source of this 4450-nucleotide messenger RNA. NCBI's taxonomy places the organism in Eukaryota, Viridiplantae, Streptophyta, Magnoliopsida, Alismatales, Araceae. The record is from the annotation of a GenBank genome assembly.
AUGGAGGAUUCCCACGUCGGGAGGAAUAUGAGGAGCGCCUGCGUUUUUGCGGCCGCUCGUUUGGGGUUCUUGAACGAGUACUUGCCCGAGGACCGGGAUCCCGUGCAUGCAUGGCCCGUCAUCAUAUUUGUUUCCUUCCUCGCUCUCACAGGUAUCUUAGAUAUCGGUACUCAUUGUCCUACCCUUGCUCCUCUUCGUAGUUUGACGAUUUCAAUUCUCUUUUUAAAUUCGGACGGAAGCAGAUCCUGAAUGGCAGUGAAGAUUGUUUGAGAAUGAGUCCAGUCUGAGAAGUUUGAACCGUAAACUACAAACUGAGUUCUCAAUGUCUAUUUUAGCAAAUUUAGAUUGUUAUAAGAUCGUUUCCUGUGUUCUAGUGCUUAAUUUAUUUAUAAUCGACGUGGAUCUCUCACUUCCGUCACCAUGCAGAAUAAGAAAUUUAUAUAAUGGAAAAUGUAGACGAAAGAGUGAUAGAAGACCAAUAUCUAGAUCCUGUGACUUGUUUUAUGUGGUUUUGAGCAUCACAACUAUACAUGCCUUAUUUCUUAUUCUGAUAUUUUCCCUUAAAAUGUCAGCGUACUCUUCUUCAUAUUGAGACCCAAUUGUGAACCGUCAAUAUCACUCUUCUUCACAAGACUGGGAUUAUGCUAUCAAAUUAUGAUCCGCUGUUUGUAUUCUUUGUUUUAGUGGAGCCUCUAGAUAACGAUAUAAAAUUUAUUCGAGAAAAACAAACUUCACCUAAUUGUGUUAAUUUCUUAUUCUAGAAAAUUAAGACCCACUUCUGUUUCUGUGUUUGAGUCUGGUUACCUUGGUUUCUAACCUACCAUCCGUCAUAUAUACAGUACUCUCCCCACCGCUCAACCCCCAGUUCAAUGAUUCGUGACAUUAUGAACUAUAUCUCCCACUGGGGACGUACAGUUACCUCCACAAGAUAAAGAGACAAAUAAAUCUGCAGAAAUAGAAUGAACUGCAAUGAUAGAGACAAUUAAAUCUGUAGAACUAUAUCUCGCAGUUCUUUAAUGUCUGAUUCAUUUUUUCAAUGAAUAAAUUCAUGCAGCAUUAUUUUUAGGCGCUGAAAAUCAAAGUCCCAGGGAACUGCCUAAGAAGGUGUACAUACAUCCUCCCACAGCUUCUCACAUCCGACUUCCAGAUGGAAGGAACUUGGCAUAUAGUCAGCAGGGUGUUCCGGCCGAAAGGGCUAGAUUUUCUAUGAUUUCUCCACAUUCUUUUCUUUCUUCCAGACUUGCGGGUAAGACGUUUUCGCAAUCACAGCUGAUUGAUUCAAACUUGAGAUGUUUUUAACUGAAAUAUGUUAUGAAACAGGAAUUCCUGGCGUCAAAGAAUCACUGUUGGAAGAGUUUGGUGUCCAUUUGGUGACUUAUGAUCUUCCUGGCUUUGGUGAGAGCGAUCCACAUCCCAGUAGAAAUCUCAACUCCACAGCCAUGGAUAUGCUGGGUCUGGCAAAUGCUGUGGGGAUUCCGGAAAAGUUCUGGGUAGUGGCUCAUUCAAGUGGAGGAAUGCAUGCAUGGGCCGCCCUUCGAUAUAUUCCCAGCAAAGUUGCAGGCAUGUCUUUUAAUACAUGACUCCUUUUCAGCACAUUUUGAAUCAUAUUUAAAGACUUUUUAAGUUUGUUUUUUCUAAAAUGAGGAAAAGGCAUAUCUUCUUGAGGCAUAUGGAUACCAGUUCCUUUGGCACUCGUAUAGAAAGUUUCAUCUCCGUUUCUGAUUAACACACACGUGUGCACACGCACAACUUUUUCUUUGGUUGACUGGAAAGAUUAAAACGGUGGUAGAGUGGGCAGUUCAAAUGUAGGUAUGAGAGUACAUUUGGUUGUUUCCUGGGGAUUCAAGCAUGGAAUUCUUUGGCAUCUCUGGACUUUCGAAUCUUCCUGUAUUUAUCAAAGGCCUGCCUACUGAUUGUACCAUUACAUAUUAGAAGGAAGUCUGCUAAGACAGGAACUAAUGAUAGUUAUACAGAUGUCAGUUGAAUUCUUGUUUUUUUGGUCGUCGUGUUUGAUUCCUGAAAUCAAAUACUUUUCCGAAAAUUUUAAUAGUUUUUUUGGUUUUUCAGCUACUACGGUCUGAAGGCGUUGCUCUGUUCAAAUGCAGAUUUCAAGUCGCUAGUAGUGUCUAGGUUUACUUUCUCUCCAAGUUUAACUUAUCCCCACAUUAAUCUUCUGCUUUCAUUUGGAAACCUGUAGGAACCUAGAAAUAAGAAUAAGAUUCAACUUUGAGGUUUUAAGAUUAAGCAUUAUUUUUCUUUCUCAUUCGCUAUAAUCUUGCCAAUCGUAUUUUUGGUUUGUCACGGUGAGGAAACUGUUUCCUUGACAUUUGGAGGGCUGACCGAUUCCUUUAACCUUUUGUAAUGUUGGUUUAUCAAACUGAAAUUAUUUUUCUGCAAGAAUCUUGUUUAAUAGCAGUUCUUUCGCCAGAUAUAACGUGUGUAUGGACAUUGUGAUUUAUUUGUAGUUGCAGAUGCUUGUGAAGGUCAUUUUUUUCCUUUAACCCCUGGAGCAAUGAUCAUGGCGUGGUAAAAUAAUGAUAUAGACUUUUAUUAUUGCCAUAUGAUUAAAAAAUAGAUUCCAAUUUGAAAUACAUUUUUUAAAUGUUAAUUCGGGAAAAUAUCCAUAGUGACCUAUUUGAUCUGUGGCUGUUGCAUAUUUCGUUUUGUUUCUAAUUCACAAAUCUCGAAAUUUCAGGUGCGGUCAUGUUUGCUCCCAUGGUUAAUCCAUAUGACGCAAGCAUGACGAAAGAAGAGAAACAAAAAACCUGGGAGAAGUGGAGCUCAAAAAGAAAGUUUUUGUACAUUUUAGCUCGGAAGUUUCCUUCCUUUCUUCCCUAUUUUUACUCUAAAAGCUUCUUGUCUGGAGAGCAUGGAGAACCUGAAAACUUGUUAUUCUUGUCCUUGUCAAAGAAGGUAUUUACAAGAUAAUUUUCAUCUUUAUUUUGCAUCAAAUCAUAUACCACCCGUCAUCAUCCCAUUAUCGAGCUAGCAGUGAAUUUUUUUUUAUAAUUCGGAGUCUGUUGUUGGUACCAGUGGUGGCUCGUAAGGGAAUUUGUUGCAGCCAAAACAUCUUUUUUGUGCUCACAUAGUUAUUAGGCAUUCGUCGUUCAGCUUCUAUCAUGAUAAAAUCGUCAUCGUUCAGCUUCUGUCAUGUUUUGUCCGUUGAAUAUAGGCUUUGGUGUUGGGUCCAAAAGCCGCUUACAGCAGGGAUGUGUGCCAAAUAACCCCGUAGCACAUAAAACAAUGGAACUAGGACACUUUGAACGACGUGGGCCAUAUGAACGUCAGUUCAAUGGCUGAAAUAAAUGAGUUGAACGAUCCAAGUAGAUUCUUUCCUGGCUUUUCUCGGCUUUCUUGCCUUUUUGAUCUGUUGCUCUGAUGUUCUCAAAAUCUCACAAGGAGGCAUCUUGUUGCUUCUCGGUUUCUUCCCCUGGAAGCUUUUCUCUGAGAGUUGUGUUGUUGUUCCUACUCUUCAUCUAAACGCUAUUCCAUGCCUGUGCUAUCCUAUUGUAUGAUGUUCCUGUAAUGGGAUGACCUCUUACAUGAUGCAAUGCUCUUCUUAAGAAAAACAUAGAACUAGACAUUCCUGAUUAUUAGGUUGCCAUAACAGGAUAAAGCUUUGAUGGGCAAGCCUUCUUUCAAAGAAUUCUGGGAGAGGAAUAUGGAGGAAUCAGUUCGGCAAGGGGAUUCAAAGCCAUUUGUGGAAGAGGCGAUUCUACAAGUGUCGAGUUGGGGCUUCAAUUUGGCUGAGCUACAGGCGCCAAAAAACCCUGAAGGGGAAGGCCUCCUAAAUUGGCUGAAAUCUUUCUACUCCCUCACUGAAAGGGAAUGGACAGGGUUUACGGGACCCAUACAUAUUUGGCAGGUGCGUAUUCACUGCCACUCUCUGACUCUACUUUGUUCUUACUGUUGUGGCAACACACGCUUCUCAUGCUCGCCAAAACAUUAUUAAUCGCCCCCACCUUUUAUGCAUAUUUCUCCUUGUCAAAGAGAAUUAUCUCUCUCUCCUCUAUUUCUCUCUGCAUUAUCUUACUAUAACGGAGUGUAUAUUUUUCUCCUUUUUUUCCUCUGUGGGGAGGUUCCAACCUCAUAUCAAUGAUCCACUUCACCAUAUCAUUUCCCAAAAGUCGAAAAAGGGCAAAGGUCUUACUGUUCAUGGAGUCUGACACGCUUUCUUCUCCCAUCCGCAUUGCAGGGGUCGGACGAUCGAGUUGUGCCGCCGUCGACUACCGACUUUGUGCGGCGCGUCCUGCCGGCAGCAACGGUGCAUAAACUCCCCGGUGAAGGCCAUUUUUCUUACUUUUGCUUCUGCGAUGAAUGCCACAGGCAUAUCUUCUCCACUAUUCUGGGCACCCCUCGAGGUCCUCUUGACACCAUGGCUGAGGAUCAAACAGCAUCCGACGCCCCCACUGAGGAAAUAACCGGCUCCCAUCAUUCGGGAGUCAUAUGA